Zychaea mexicana is the source of this 1131-nucleotide messenger RNA. Its product is annotated as major facilitator superfamily domain-containing protein. Gene Ontology annotation, cellular component: fungal-type vacuole membrane. NCBI's taxonomy places the organism in Eukaryota, Fungi, Mucoromycota, Mucoromycetes, Mucorales, Lichtheimiaceae. Gene Ontology annotation, biological process: transmembrane transport. Gene Ontology annotation, molecular function: transmembrane transporter activity. The transcript has 7 exons. The coding region runs from base 7 to 1131 and encodes 374 amino acids. The record is from RefSeq and is a predicted model, not a curated record.
GGAAUCAUGCAAGAUCAUUAUGAGCGCAUCAAUUUUAGACAUAUACCAAAUGCUCAGCUUCAGCUAAGCUUUACUGGAACCGUGAUGGAAGUCAUGACUCAUCUCUUGGGACCCUUAGCGCAAAUCAUUUCAUCACGAUACGGCGUCAAAGUUGUGCUUAUAGUAGGGACAAUACUUACAAGUCUUGGCCUUGAGCUUGCAGCGUUCAGUACAGAGAUUUGGCACUUGUAUUUGACACAAGGUGCUAUUUUCGGAGCUGGUGCAUCAUUACUUUUUACUACUGCACUGAGUGCUCCUCCACAGUGGUUCAAUCGUCGACGUGGACUGAGUCUUGGUUUGGUGUCCUCGGGUACUGGCGUUGGAGGGCUAGUUUUACCGUUUGUCAUGACUGGACUCAAUAAUGCUCUAGGAGCCACAUGGACCUACAGAAUAUGGGGGCUUAUAUGUUUUGGUGCCAACAUUAUUAGCUGCUUUCUGAUCAAGGAAAAGAAUCAGCGCUGGUCCUCUUCAAACAAGCGGCUUAGUGAAGUGUUUGAUCUGUCAGUGAUACGAGACAUGAACUUUAUUGUCUGGCUUGUCGGAUCGGUCAUUGCUUAUAGUGGUUUUUUGGUACCAUACUUUUUCCUACCAUCUUAUGUAACACAUCUGGGUAUGUCUAGCACAGAUGCGUCUGUGUUUAUGGCUGCAUUAUCGGUCAGCAACAUUAUUGGGCGCAUUUCUGUAGGUUUUAUCGGCGAUCGAAUUGGUAGAUUAAAUGCACAUCUGAUCUUUACCAUGGCUUCCGGUCUAAGUUCUCUACUUAUUUGGACGUUUGCCUAUUCCUAUAUUUCAAUCAUGUCAUUUGCUUUGAUUUUCGGUUUUUUUUGCAGCUCAUACAUUGCAUUACUCUCUCCAAUCACAGUUGCUAUCCUUGGAAUGAGAAAAUUUCCUACAGGUCUAUCUGUUUUGUUGUUGGCAAAUGUGGUUUCAGUCUUUGGACCUUCACUGGCUAGUGGACUUGAAAGCGUUUUUCAAUCGGCUGAGCCAUACAUGGUGUACAAGAUGUUCACAGGUGCAACUUAUUUGACAGGUGCUCUUUUCUUAUUAGCCCUUAAAAUAAAGAUAGCGGGUGGAUUAAUGACAAAAAUAUAG